Molecule: messenger RNA, 1844 nt
Organism: Macadamia integrifolia
Lineage: Eukaryota; Viridiplantae; Streptophyta; Magnoliopsida; Proteales; Proteaceae
Product: endoplasmic reticulum oxidoreductin-1-like
Exons: 10
Coding region: 182-1588 (468 amino acids)
Biological process (GO): protein folding in endoplasmic reticulum
Cellular component (GO): endoplasmic reticulum membrane; endoplasmic reticulum
Molecular function (GO): thiol oxidase activity; protein-disulfide reductase activity; FAD binding
Source: RefSeq, a predicted model, not a curated record
AUUUAUUGCAUGCCCGAGAAAGAAUCAGAAAGAUCAUAGACAUCUCAAAUCUUUUUCUUUUUAAUUUCUUUCUUUCCAUUCCUAUAUAUUUGGUCGUCUUUGGUUUUGAUCUUCUUCUCGUCUAUGAAAUUUCAACAGCAAAUUACAAUCUUUUCUCUCUGGGUUUGCUCUGAUUGAUGUAAUGGUGAAACCGGAGAUGGCAGAGAAGAAGAAGAAGAAGCCCAGUAGGAGAUGGGUAUGGCUUCUUGGAGCUGUUCUUGUAGUCUUUCUUGCAAUAGCAGCUCCGAAGAUCUCUAUUUUCCGUCGCAGUGAUCAAAAGCCCUGCCAGUGUGCGAAUUCACGCCAAUAUACUGGCAUUGUAGAGGAUUGUUGUUGUGAUUAUGAGACUGUUGACAGUCUUAACAAGGAAAUGUUGCAUCCACUGCUCCAAGAGCUCGUUAAAAUCCCAUUUUUCCGAUAUUUCAAGGUUAAACUUUGGUGUGAUUGCCCUUUUUGGCCUGAUGACGGUAUGUGCCGUAUCCGGGAUUGUAGUGUUUGUGAAUGUCCAGAAAAUGAGAUUCCAGAAACAUUUAAGAAGCCCCUCAAUCAAGGACUUUCAUCGGAAAAUCGGGUGUGCCAAGAGGAAAAGCCACAAGCUAUUAUUGACCGCACUCUAGAUACUAAAGCAUUUAGAGGGUGGAUAGAAACAGACAAUCCAUGGACAUAUGAUGAUGAGACUGAUAACUCUGAGAUGACAUAUGUAAAUCUCCAACUGAACCCUGAACGAUUCACUGGCUAUACUGGUCCAUCAGCUAGGAGGAUAUGGGAUGCUAUUUACACAGAGAAUUGUCCAAAAUAUCCAUCUGAAGAGUUUUGCCAGGAGAAGAAAGUGUUAUACAAGUUGAUAUCUGGACUCCACUCCUCCAUUUCUAUCCACAUAGCUACUGAUUAUCUCCUUGACGAGGCUAACAACUUGUGGGGUAAAAAUCUUGAGAUUAUGAAUGAUCGUGUGUUAAAAUACCCAGAACGCGUUAAGAACCUGUACUUCACUUAUCUUUUUGUUCUCCGAGCUGUGACAAAAGCAGAAGAUUAUUUGGAGCAGGCUGAGUAUGACACUGGCAACCCUUCUGAGGACCUGAAAACACAGUCCCUGAUGAAACAGCUACUCUAUAAUCCAAAGUUACGAGCUGCAUGCCCACUUCCAUUUGAUGAAGCCAAGUUAUGGCAGGGUCAAAGUGGACCAGAGCUGAAGCAGCAGAUCCAGAAACAAUUCAGAAACAUCAGUGCGUUGAUGGAUUGUGUAGGUUGUGAAAAGUGCCGAUUGUGGGGAAAGCUUCAAGUUCUUGGCUUGGGCACUGCAUUGAAGAUCCUCUUUUCUGUUGACGGUGAAAACAACAUGAGCCAGCCUCUGCAGCUGCAGCGGAAUGAAGUGAUCGCCCUGAUAAACCUCCUCAAUCGACUUUCAGAAUCUAUCAAAUCGGUCCACGAGAUGGGACCCACUAUCAAAACAAUCAUGGAGGGACAAGGGCCCAUUCCUUCUGUACAAAGUAGUUUACUGCAAGCAAUUCGAGAUUUUGUAGUCAGGACAUGGUCAAGAAGCAGCAUCUAACAGCCUUGUAUCAAUUUUGGAGGAUAGGGGUAGGGACAAUCCUUUUAAAGCUGAGGGCAUCCAUUGGAGGAAUAGUGGACGAUGAGUAAAUUCCUUUCGGAAAAAUUAAAUCAUAGAUUAGUAAAUGAAAAGAAAAAGGGAUGUAAAAUGCAAACAUUUCAAUCAGUUGGGUUCAAAACUACAGUACCUUGAAAGUAUGUCAGAAGCAUCAAAAUUAUACCAAAGAUAUACAAAUAGAAUAAAUGUGUCGUAUUCA